This is a messenger RNA of Helianthus annuus (common sunflower), 919 nucleotides long. RefSeq names its product CASP-like protein 4B1. Lineage: Eukaryota; Viridiplantae; Streptophyta; Magnoliopsida; Asterales; Asteraceae. Bases 215 to 811 code for a protein of 198 amino acids. The transcript is spliced from 3 exons. The record is from RefSeq and is a predicted model, not a curated record.
UCUACAGAAAGAAAAAAAAAAAAAGCCCUUUUACAGAAAUAAAACAGAUAAAAUAAUAACUUAAAUGAGUUGUCAAAAAGAACAAUAUUGCUUCUCGUCUCGCCAUUGGAAGUACCUUCAAGAACAUUGAUUUCUUCACAAUCCAUACACCAAAACACAAUCAUCAUCAUCAAAUACACUAUAAACUGAACACCCAAAUUUCACAUCCGCCGGUAUGUCAUCGCCACCACCGCCGGAGAAGAUGCCACAACCUACACCACCACCAGUGGAUUCCGAUCAUUCGCAAACGCAAACGCCGCUACCUCCGCCACCAGGGUACGGCGUCACCGGCGUCCUCCGACGAUGGCGACACGAAGACAUGUUGAAACGAGUAUCGCUAGGGUUGAGAGCGUUAGGGUUUCUGUUUUCAUUGCUUGCGUUCAUAAUCAUGGCGAGUAAUAAGCACGGCCCCGGAAGAAAUUUCGAUGAAUAUGAAGAAUACAGGUACGCAUUGGCGAUAGCGAUUUUGUCGACGUUAUAUACUGGAUUGCAAUCGUGGCGGCAGAUUCAUGAGAUGUCAACCGGAAAAUUGAUAGUUUCUGGCCGGAAUAUGGCGAUGAUUGAUUUCUUUGGUGAUCAGAUUAUAGCAUACCUAUUAAUAUCAGCCGCGUCAUCGGCGGUGCCAAUGACUAACAGAAUGAGAGAAGGAGCUGACAACAUCUUUACUGACUCGUCAGCCGCAUGUAUUAGCAUGGAAUUUCUUGCGUUUUUUAUUCUUGGGUUAUCCGCCAUGCUCUCUGGGUACAACCUAGUCAAACAGACCUCUAUUUAACCGAUUCAAUCCUUAUUUUGUGCGCUUUUUUUUUUUAUCAAAAACUUGUACAGAUUGUCUUCAAAUACUUAUACCAUUCAUUUUGUAUACUACAUUAUCUAUUAAUCA